Messenger RNA from Fusarium redolens, 2103 nucleotides. Its product is annotated as adaptin N terminal region-domain-containing protein. Gene Ontology annotation, cellular component: membrane coat. The record is from RefSeq and is a predicted model, not a curated record. The transcript has 4 exons. Gene Ontology annotation, molecular function: clathrin binding. NCBI's taxonomy places the organism in Eukaryota, Fungi, Ascomycota, Sordariomycetes, Hypocreales, Nectriaceae. Gene Ontology annotation, biological process: vesicle-mediated transport; intracellular protein transport. The coding region runs from base 1 to 2103 and encodes 700 amino acids.
AUGCAGGGCAAAGUUGCCGAGCUACGCCUCGAGCUCAACAGUGGAGGGAAAAAGGAUAAGGCCUAUACGGGCAAGAAGAUUGCUCUCAAGAAGAUUGUCGCAAAUAUGACCAUGAGUAAUAAUGACAUGGUUGCCCUAUUCCCCGACAUCAUUGGAUGCAUGGGUAUCCAGAGUUUGGAAAUCAAGAAGAUGUGCUUCUUGUUUCUGGUCAACUAUGCCAGGAUAAGGCCUGAGAUUGCUGUAAAGGCAAUUCCCGUAUUGGAACAUGAUAUGGAAGAUCACAAUCCUUUGGUACGGGCACUGGCUCUCCGAACAAUGUCCUACAUUCAUGUUAGAGAGUUUGUUGAGGCUACUGUACCAAUAGUCAAGCAUAUGCUGAAGGAUAAUGAUCCAUAUGUGCGAAAAACCGCUGCCUUCUGCGUCGCUAAGCUUUACGACCAUGACCGACAUAUGGUGGAGAACUCAGAUCUCAUUGAUCGUUUGAACUCUUUGUUACGGGACGACAACCCUACAGUUGUUGCGAGCGCCCUGGCUGGACUGAUGGAUAUCUGGGAACGCAGCGAUGCCAUCAAACUUACCAUUGACUAUAGCAAUGCCUCUAAGAUGGUGGCUAUUCUCCCUGAUUGCUCCGAAUGGGGUCAGACAUAUAUUCUAGAGGCUCUGAUGUCCUAUGUGCCACAAGAAUCCGGAGAAGCGGUACUCCUAGCGGAACGGAUAUCACCACGACUGUCGCAUUCUAAUUCGUCGGUCGUGUUGACCUGCAUUCGGGUGAUUCUGUAUCUGAUGAAUUAUAUCGCCGAUCAGAAGCAAAUCUCGGCUCUCUGCAGGAAGCUCUCACCACCCCUGGUCACACUUCUCGCCAAGGGUCCUGAGGUUCAGUACCUCGCUCUGCGAAAUGCUUUGUUGAUUCUCCAGCGACGACCUGAAGUGCUCCGAAACGAUAUCCGUGUCUUUUUCUGCAAGUACAAUGAUCCUAUCUAUGUCAAGGUCACAAAGCUAGAACUUAUCUUCAUGCUUGCCAACGAGGACAAUAUCGAUGAGGUGCUGACGGAAUUGCGAGAAUAUGCCACUGAAAUUGAUGUACACUUCGUGCGCAAGGCAGUGCGUGCUAUCGGAAAGCUGGCAAUUAAAAUUGAGCCAGCUGCACGACGAUGCAUCAACUUGCUUCUCGAGCUUGUGGCGACCAAGAUCACAUAUAUCGUGCAGGAAGCUACGGUGGUUAUCCGAAACAUCUUCCGAAAGUACCCCAAUCAGUAUGAAUCCAUUAUCAGCACUCUCUGCGAGCAUCUGGAUUCUUUGGAUGAGCCGGAGGCCAAGGCAGCCAUGGUUUGGGUCAUUGGCCAAUACGCAGAUCGAAUUGAGAACAGCGAUGCCUUACUAGAAGACUUCCUGUACUCAUUCGCAGAGGAACCUGUCGAAGUGCAGCUGGCCUUGCUCACAGCUACAGUAAAGCUGUUCAUUCAGCGACCAACCAAGGGUCAAGAACUGGUCCCCAAGGUUUUGAAGUGGGCAACUGAAGAGACAGAUAACCCUGAUCUUCGAGACCGAGCGUAUAUGUACUGGCGCUUGUUGUCUACAGAUAUGAAUGCAGCGAGGAAGAUCGUAAUGGGGGAGAAGCCAGCGAUCACCGCCGAGUCAGAAAGACUCGAUUCGACGACGCUAGAGGAAAUGUGUCUAAACGUGGGAACUCUAGCCACAGUCUAUUUGAAGCCGGUGCAGACCGUGUUUAGAUCUGCUCGACCUCGCAAACUCCAGGACUCUCCCGCAUUGCAGAAGCAAAAUCUCCUUGUUGCUGCAGACAGCCAAAAGAGCAUAAGCAUGUUUGGCAACGCCGGAGCAGCAACGGAUAUUGACCCAAGGAGCCGAAACCCGACAUCAGGCAAUGGUCAAGGGGGCCUCGCACAAGCAGUCAACGACGCAGAUGCCUACUUUUCAAGUAUUGGAACGCAGCAGAUGCAACCGAUGCAUGUUGAUCAAGGGGAUGAUGUCUUUGGAGGAGGUAAUGGCCACUCGACGGGAUACGUGGUGAGCGCACAUGCACCUCAGGCGGUUCUUCAACCAGCUCAGGGUGCUGGCAGCAAUGGUGAUUUGUUAGUGCUAUGA